GAGGGGGUUCCUUUUCUCACUGAAACCGGAAGUGAGUGACGGCGGCGCUCGAAAGCGUUUAAGUGUGAAAAGUUUUUCACUUUUGAGGAAUUCAGUGAUCAGGAAGUGAUUUGGAGCUCAGGGAGAUUUACAGCGGAGUGAUUUACACCCUCACAGCGACCUCAAGCCUUUAUUACAGUCCGCAGAGUCCGAGUUUAAGAACUUAAUCCGGGCAAAGUUUGUUUCUGUGUGUGUGUGUGUGUGAGUGUGUGUGAGAGAGAGAGAGAGAGAGAGAGAGAGAGAGAGAGUGUGUGAGAGUGUGUGUGUGUGUGAGAGAGAGAGUGCGUGAGUGUGUGUGUGUGUGAGAGAGUGCGUGAGUGUGUGUGUGUGUGUGUGAGAGAGAGAGAGAGUGAGUGUGUGUGUGAGAGAGAGAGAGAGAGUGUGUGUGUGUGAGAGAGAGAGAGUGUGUGUGUGAGAGAGAGAGUGCGUGAGUGUGUGUGUGUGAGAGAGUGCGUGCGUGAGUGUGUGUGUGUGAGAGAGAGAGAGUGUGUGUGUGAGAGAGAGAGAGUGUGUGUGUGUGUGUGUGUGUGUGAGAGAGAGAGAGUGCGUGUGUGAGAGUGUGUGUGUGUGAGAGAGAGAGAGAGUGCGUGUGUGAGAGAGUGUGUGUGUGUGUGUGUGAGAGAGAGUGAGAGUGUGUGUGAGAGAGAGAGAGAGAAAAGAUUGCCGCUCGCGCAGUUCGCGGAUCCGUGGCAGAAGCCGGAGCUCGGACCGGAGGUUGAAAUAAUUGAUGACACGAUGGGGGAGGAGGACGCUCCGCUGACUGAUGAAGGUCUGGUGAAGGAGAUCACAAUCACACACCUGGUGAAGAAGGGAUCAGAGAAAGCAGAUCCAAGACACUUUGAGCUCUGCAAAGUCCUCGGUCAGGGAUCCUUUGGCAAGGUUUUCCUUGUGAGGAAGAAAAUGGGGCCGGAUGCAGGACAGCUCUACGCCAUGAAGGUCCUUAAAAAGGCAACACUGAAAGUGAGAGACCGUGUGAGGACAAAGAUGGAACGAGACAUCCUGGUGGAGGUGAAUCACCCGUUUAUUGUCAAACUGCACUACGCGUUUCAGACGGAAGGGAAACUGUAUUUAAUCCUGGACUUCCUGAGAGGAGGAGAUUUAUUCACACGCCUCUCUAAAGAGGUGAUGUUCACAGAGGAGGAUGUGAAGUUCUAUCUAGCUGAAUUAGCUCUGGCUCUGGAUCAUUUACACAGCCUGGGGAUCAUCUACAGAGACCUCAAACCUGAGAAUAUCCUUCUGGAUGAAGAAGGUCAUAUUAGACUCACUGACUUUGGCCUCAGUAAGGAGUCUGUAGAUCAUGAGAAUAAAGCGUACUCGUUUUGUGGAACUGUGGAGUACAUGGCACCUGAGGUGGUGAACCGCAGAGGCCACACCCAUAGCGCUGACUGGUGGUCGUAUGGUGUUUUAAUGUUUGAGAUGUUGACAGGGAUGCUGCCGUUUCAGGGACGAGAUCGUAAAGACACCAUGACCAUGAUAUUAAAAGCGAAGUUGGGGAUGCCGCCGUUUCUGAGUGUUGAAGCUCAGUCUCUUCUGCGCAACCUGUUUAAACGAAACCCAGGAAAUCGACUUGGAGCCGGGCCUGAUGGAGUCGAGGAGAUCAAAAGACAUUCGUUCUUCACCACUAUCGACUGGAAUAAGCUGUUCCGCAGAGAGAUGGAGCCGCCAUUUAGACCAGCGGUUGGUCGACCGGACGACGUUGUUUACUUCGAUGCUGAGUUCACUGCGAAAACUCCCCGAGACUCCCCUGGCGUGCCUCCCAGUGCGAACGCUCAUCAGCUCUUCAGAGGUUUCAGUUUUGUAGCAACAGGAGCUGAAGAGCCGAGUGAACCUCCAAUACACACCAACACAUGUGUUAGCACAGUGCUACAGCAUCGUAGUGCGUUACUAUUCAGUGAUGCCUACGAUAUGAAGGAGGACAUUGGCGUCGGCUCGUACUCCAUCUGUAAACGCUGUGUAAACAAGAGCACAGGCAUGGAGUACGCUGUGAAGAUUAUCAAUAAAGAGAAGAGAGACCCUGCGGAGGAAGUGGAGAUCCUGCUGAGAUACGGACAGCACCCCAACAUCAUCACACUCAAAGAUGUGUAUGAUGAUGGACGCUCUGUGUUUCUGGUCACUGAGCUGAUGAAGGGUGGUGAGCUGCUCGAUAAAAUCCUGCGUCAGAAGUUUUUCUCAGAGAGAGAGGCCAGCGCUGUCUUGCACACCAUCACUAAGACUGUGGACUAUCUGCACGUGCAAGGGGUGGUACACAGAGAUCUAAAGCCCAGUAACAUCUUGUACGUGGAUGAAUCCGGAAAUCCUGAGUCCAUUCGGAUCUGUGACUUCGGAUUUGCGAAACAGCUGAGAGCUGAGAACGGCCUUCUGAUGACUCCAUGCUACACCGCUAACUUUGUCGCUCCUGAGGUGCUGAAGAAGCAGGGUUACGAUGAGGCAUGUGAUAUCUGGAGUCUGGGUGUGCUGCUCUACACCAUGCUCACAGGGUUCACUCCGUUUGCUAACGGUCCUGAUGACACGCCUGAUGACAUUUUGUCUCGCAUCGGCAGUGGAAGGUUCUCUCUCACAGGAGGAUACUGGAACUCUGUGUCCAACGAGGCCAAGGACCUGGUGUCUAAGAUGCUUCAUGUUGAUCCUCAUCAGAGACUCACGGCGUCUCAGGUGCUGCGUCACCCCUGGAUCAUCCACAAAGACCAGCUUCCUAAAUUCCAACUCAACCGCCACGAAGCUCCACAACUUGUCAAAGGAGCGAUGGCUGCCACUUAUUCGGCUCUGAACAGAAAUGUGACUCCGAUGUUGGAACCUGUCGGUUGCUCCACGUUAGCGCAGCGUCGUGGCCUCAAGAAGCAAACCUCAACUGCCCUCUGACCUCUUGAUCCCAAAUGAUAUCAGGUGCAGCGGACCAAAUCCUUCCGUGACAGAAGAGUGACUUUUCUCAUGCAGUUGUCACUGAUUAGAGGUUUCUACAGGAAAUCAGUGUGUGUUUUUACAGAUCAGCACUUUUAAUGUGUUUCUGUGGCAAAUUUCUGUACAGGAGGAAAAUAACGACAUUCUGAGAAGAGCUGUGUGUUUGAUUUUCUACUGUCUUUUUUUAUUUCCUGUGUUGAUUUGGGGUGUAUAAGAUGAUAAAUAUUAUAUUUUUUUCCAGUAGAGACACUUUUUUUAAAAAAAACACACACACACACACACACACAUCCCUGAGAACUCUGAUGCAAUCAAUAUUUCCAGUAUGCAAAUUUUAAGUGUGUUUUAAGAAUCUAUUUUUGUAUCUGUGUGCGUGCGCAGAACAUGUUCACCUUUCUAUGGGUUUCAGAUUGUCCACUGGUGUGAAAAAAGAUCAGCUGUUAAUAAUAAUAAUAAUAAUAAUAAUAAAGUCUUUACUGUCUCUUUUCUCAUGAUGAAA
Molecule: messenger RNA, 3433 nt
Organism: Neoarius graeffei (lesser salmon catfish)
Lineage: Eukaryota; Metazoa; Chordata; Actinopteri; Siluriformes; Ariidae
Gene: rps6ka3a
Product: ribosomal protein S6 kinase a, polypeptide 3a
Exons: 22
Coding region: 775-2898 (707 amino acids)
Biological process (GO): protein phosphorylation; intracellular signal transduction
Molecular function (GO): ribosomal protein S6 kinase activity; ATP binding; magnesium ion binding
Source: RefSeq, a predicted model, not a curated record